UUUUUUUUUUUUUUUUUUUUGAUUAAUCUUGUUUCUAUGUUUUUAUUCAGUCUCAUUUCUUAAUACCAAAUCGACUAUAUUUUUAAGAAAAAUAAUGGAAUUUUGUGUGUUUGUAUGUUUUUGUGUGUGGAAGGUGUGUUUAUCGCAAGCAUCGUAAAAAAAUGAAGAUGCUUAGAUAGUUGUUGUUGAGAACUGGAUUCAUAUUUCGAAAUCCAGAAUAUUGUAAAUAUGGACCAUACCCAAUGUGUGUGUGUGUGUGUGUGUGCAUGUAUGAUGUGAGAGCCAUCAGCUCAAAUAACCAACAACAAACAAUAAUCACCAUAGAUACAAAAACACAUACACAAACACACACACACACAGACAUUUUAAACAUUGUCAUCAUAUUCUGGUUUCUGGUUUUUCUGGUUAUAAAUUCUGAGUCGUCAUGUUUGUAACGUUUGUCAAUGGUUGUGAUGGUGGCGGUGGUAUCCAAAUUGGUGGCCUACACACAAUGUGGAUUUUUCUUGCUCUUUUCGUUUGUAAAUAUUUUUUAACCGAACUGUAUCGUUGUUGGUCGGUUAGUCGAUUGAUCUAUCUGUCUGUUCCUGUUUGAUAUCUAAUAGAAUGGUAAAUUCUGACAAUCAUUCCAUUAGGAAUUGACGAAUUUAUCAAAUUCCUAUUUUAAAAAUCAUCAGCAUUAAAAAUGGAUGCCAAUCACCAACAACAACAGCAGCAGCAACAACAACAACAACAACAACAACAGCAACAGCAACAUCAAUCUUUAUUAUCACCUGGACACGUGGUCAAAGAACGAUGGCGUGUUAUACGACGUAUUGGUGGUGGUGGUUUUGGCGAAAUAUUCGAAUGUUUAGAUCUACAAACGAAUCAACAUGUCGCACUAAAAGUAGAAUCUACACGACAACAAAAACAGGUACUCAAAAUGGAAGUGGCUGUACUGAAAAAAUUACAAAAUACAUCGGCCAAUGUAUGCCGAUUUAUUGGUUGCGGACGUAAUGAACGUUUCAAUUAUUGUGUGAUGUCAAUGUUGGGUAAAAAUUUGGCCGAAUUAAGACGUUCAGUGGUACAAAUCAAUCAGAAACCGGCAUUUAGUCUUUCAACUGCAUUACGAUUAUGUCAACAGAUAUUACAAUCAAUACAGGCUAUACAUUCAAUUGGAUUUCUUCAUCGUGAUAUUAAACCUUCAAAUUUUGCAAUGGGACGUAGUGAAACUAAUUCCAAAAAAGUAUACAUGCUUGAUUUUGGUCUCGCCCGUCAAUAUGUCAUAUCGAAUACGAAUGAAGUACGUCCACCCAGAAUCGCAGCAGGCUUUCGUGGAACAGUGAGAUAUGCGUCCAUAAAUGCUCAUAAAAAUAAAGAAAUGGGCCGACAUGAUGAUUUAUGGUCAUUAUUCUAUGUGCUCAUUGAAAUGGUCAAUGGUUCAUUACCUUGGCGUAAAAUUAAAGACAAAGAUUCUGUUGGUCUAAUGAAAUCAACAUUUGAUCAUCGUCUACUGUUGAAACAUUUACCUCAAGAUUUUAAACAAUUUUUAGAACAUAUUGAAUCAUUGACAUAUACGGAUACACCCAAUUAUCAACUAUUAAAUUCAAUAUUUGAACGAAGCAUUAAACGACGCAAUAUCCGACCUGAUGAUCCUUAUGAUUGGGAAUUGAUUAGCCAGAAUCGUGACAUGAACAAUGAGAAUGAAAUUUCUGUCGGAUAUUAUUCUGACAAUAAUAAUAAAGCAAAAAAUAAUUUCAAUGCAAAAAAUACUGAACGUGCAAAUGAUAUAAUCAAUUUAGCCAAUUCAUCGAAUGUUUUAGCUACAGCCACCGGGAAUUAUGCCGGAAAUCAUGUAGCAAAUAAUAAUAAUGGCGAUGAUGGUGUAAACAAUAAAUCAUUGACAAAUAAAAUUAACAAUUUAAAUAUUGGUACAACCAUCACCAAUAACAAAGAUGUUAGUCUAGUCACACAAAUGAACGCUUGUGCUGAUGAUCUUUCAUUGAAGCCAAACACUACUGGUGAUCUGGAUAAUAAACGCAACAUUACACAGUAUUGUGUUUCUAACAUGUGGGAAAAGAGUGUGGCUAAUGAUGAAAAUGAAUGUAAUGAUGAUCAAGAUGAUUGUGAUGAUCAACCUGUAAUCGGUAUUGGUACACAUAAACCAAAUUCAUCUUCGUGUGGUGAUCCAAUACAAAAGCAACCAUCUUUAUCGAAUAAUAAUAAUAAUAACAAUGAUAUUGAUUUACAACAACAACAACAUCCACAAUCGAUGACAUCAUCAAACAAUAAUAUCAAUCACAAUCACCAACAACAGCAACGACUAUCGUCAAUGUUAUAUUAUGAUACGGCUGCAAUAGCAACAACAACAACGGCGACUACGACAACAACAAAUGGACAGAAUAAUAACCAAAGAUCGCCAUUGAAUAAUCCAUUUAUCAAUACUCAUAAUCAAGCAAUUGCUCAACAAUUAUCGACUUGCAAUAAGUUGAUUAAUAAUAAGAUCGUUGAUUCUAAACCAAGUGAUGUCGUUGCUGAUGACGAUAGUGAUAAUAAUGAUAAUAAUAAUAGAAAAUUCAUAGCAAACAAAAAUGAAAAUUCUACCAAUCGUUUGCCUUAUCAUCAUCAUCAUCAUCAUCACCAUCAACAACAACAAUCGCAAAAUUAUUGCAAGAAUGGUUUUAAUGACGAUAAUAACGGCUAUGUUAAUCAUCAUCAUCAUCAUUUAAAUGAUGUACAUCAUUUUAGCGGUGACAAUCCAGCUGAUUUACAAAAUUAUUGCCAUCCGGCUAUAUCAUCAAUAAAACCAUCGAAUACUUAUCCAAUUAUCAAAGAUUUGAAUAAAUUGCGAUCAAUGAGUUUACCAUCAAUGAUUGUUGGUCCUGUUGUCGAUGAUGAUGAGGAAGAGGAUGAUGAAGAAAAACCAAAUGAAAUUGAUGCUAACAUGAUGGAUUAUUAUAAAUCUGAUAAAAAAUUCGAUGAUGAUGAUCAUAAUGCCGGUAGCGGUGGUGGUGGUGGUGGUUAUAGUGCUAAUGAAAAUUAUCAUCAUUACUACCAUCAUCAUCAUCAUCAUCAGCAACAUAUUGGCUAUCAACAACAUCGGCAAACAUCACCGUAUACUAAUAAAGGACAAUAUUUUGAUGAUAGCCAAUCAAAACAUACUAGUAAUAGUAACAAUGAAAAUACUAUCAGUGGUAGACAGCAAAAUAAUUCGAAUAGUCCAAGAAAAUUUAUUCAAAGACAACGAAUCAAAACAUUAUCUGAUAGUAAAGAAUCAUCAACUUCAACAAUAUCAUCACAAAAUCAUCAUGCUCAAACGAGUAGAAAUUCAAGUAGUGAAUCUAAUAAUAUUGUUGUUGGUGAAGAGGUUGAUUCAAAAAAUAUAAUUUCAGAAGAAGAUGAUGAUGAUGAAGAGCAACAAGAAUCAUCCGUUCGACAGCUACAACAGAUACUUCCAUCACCACCACCAAGACGAAUUUUAGUGAAACCCAAUAAUGCCAUUGUCAAACAUAUCGUUGAUACUAAAAAAGAAAGUGAAGAAGAUGUCAAAGAUCAAAGUGAUGAAUCAGAAGAAGGUGAUGAUGAUGAUGAUGAUGAAGAAACCAAAGUGAAAGUAGUUUUAAAAGUGAAAAACAAUGUUAUCAUCAAUCAUCGUCAUCAUAAUCGUGAUCAUCAACAACAUCGAACAUCAAGGAUUGAUGGUGAAGAGGUGAAUGGAAAUAUUCCACCCUUAUCAUCAUCAUCAUCCGCAUCGACGAAAAAAAUCGAAAUGAAUACAAACAAAUCAAAUUGUAAUCAAAAUCCUUCGUCAAUAUUGACGUCGAUCAAAUCCUUAUCCAUCAAUACUACAUCAUCUAAUCAAAACAACAUUAGCAAUAAUUCAAUUUGGUCAUACACAUCAAAUGGUAAUGUCGUAUCACGAGCAAAUAUUAUCAUAAGACAACCAAAAAAUAAUAAUAGUCAUUUUAAUCAAUCGCAACAACAAAAGCAUGAUUGUGAUCAACAAUUUCAUAGUACGAAUAAUUAUCAUCAUCAAGGAAAUAAAAAUAAAAAUAAUGAUGAUAAUAAACAAUCUCGAUCAUCCGGUUCAUCUAGUAGCUAUGUAUACUAUUAUAAGAGCGAUAGUAAGAAUUCAAGUAUGGCUAUCAACAAUAACAAUAUUGGUGAUAAUGAACAACAAAAUGGUAAAAUUUCAUUGUUAACAAAUAGAUCAUCAUCGUCAUCAUCAACAUCAUCGUUGAAACAUUUAUCCAAUAAUGUCGUUGUUGGCGGUGCUGGUUCCAUCAGUUAUUCAAGUAUUAAUAAUAAUCAUCAUCAAAUUUAUAAUCAACAAAAUGAACGAUUAUCAACUUCAAGAUAUGAUGAUUGUCUAAGCCAUCAGCAACUAUCGAAUCGAGAUUGUGUUCCGAUGUCUCAAGGUGAAAGUAGUAAUAGUAAUAGUUCGGUGACGUCAAACACGACUAGCUCAACAUCUUCCUCUUCAUCUUCAUCAUCAUCAUCGACCAGUCAAGAUUCUUCAAAUGUUGAUAAUAAUACUGGUGAUAUGGCCGGUAAUCAUGUGCCUGGAGGUGCUAAUUGUUUUAAACGAAUUCCGUUAACCGGACGUGAUAAUAAUAAUGAUGAUAUCAUGGUGGAUAUUAGUGGCAGUCAUAAUAGUAGUCAGACAACAAAUGGAUUAGAAACACCAUCCGGUACACCACCACCAUUAGUCGAAGUGGUUUCAGUACGCCGGAAACGUUUUUUUAUUAAAUAAAAAUGCAUAAAAAACCUUUAUCCAUUCUUCUAUGGAUGAAGAAAAAUUUUUGGCCAAAAAACAGAAAUUUGAAUCAUUUUUUUCCUUCAAAAAAAAUUAUCCCACAAAUACUGUGUCAAUAUCAUACAAUCAAAAAAUUAUCGAUUUAUCAAUCACAAAAUAAUGAUUCAACAACAAUCUAUUAAAAUUAGUGAAAUUAGAGAAAAAUUGUUGUUGAACAAAAAAAAUUUCUGUGAAAACUAAGAAAAAACUCCGAAACCAAUCCACAAACACACCUAACCAUUGAAAUUAUUUGUGCAAAUGUUCAUUAUGAAUCUCCCACAACAACAACAACAACAACAAAUAAAAGAAAUUCA
This is a messenger RNA of Dermatophagoides farinae (American house dust mite), 5085 nucleotides long. RefSeq names its product tau-tubulin kinase asator (gene Asator). Gene Ontology annotation, biological process: protein phosphorylation. Lineage: Eukaryota; Metazoa; Arthropoda; Arachnida; Sarcoptiformes; Pyroglyphidae. Gene Ontology annotation, molecular function: protein kinase activity; ATP binding. The record is from RefSeq and is a predicted model, not a curated record.